Purpureocillium takamizusanense is the source of this 1821-nucleotide messenger RNA. RefSeq names its product RNA helicase (gene MRH4). The transcript has a single exon. Bases 1 to 1821 code for a protein of 606 amino acids. The record is from RefSeq and is a predicted model, not a curated record. Gene Ontology annotation, molecular function: ATP binding; nucleic acid binding. Lineage: Eukaryota; Fungi; Ascomycota; Sordariomycetes; Hypocreales; Ophiocordycipitaceae.
AUGCCUCCCAUGGCACCCGCAUUCUCCAUAUGCUCCCUAUGCAUAUCUGCACUAGGGCGCCGUCCCGUCCCUCGGGCCAUCGCGCAGCAGCCAUGCCUCGGUCAGCGUUUCCUGUCGCGGCCGCCCAGGUCCAGGCCGUCGCGCAUGGUUCUCUCCGACCAGGUCCAUCGGGCCCCGACGUCUCGCGACGACCGCCGCUCGCGACAGAGGUCGGUUGACGGGCCCUUUGCCGGCAUGAACCGAAGGGUCGCCAACGUGGAACCGAGGCGGGAGCGAAAGACGGCCGACGCGGCUCCCGGCGGCAGACAGCGAGACCCGCGCAAGGACCGCGCUCGCGGCCCCAAGGACGACAGGAAGGCUCUCAAGAUGCAGCGCGCGCUGGCCACCGUGUCCUACAACAGACGCUCGUCCAUCAAGGAACGCCUGUCGCAGUUUGAGUCCUUCGACCAGUUCGACCUCCUGCCGGCCCUGAAGACGGCCGUGUCCGAGGAGCUGUUCAAGGGCAUGGUCGACAUCCGCCCGACGCCGGUCCAGCGGCUGGCGAUACCCGCGCUGCUCGGUCAAUCGAGCCCCGAAGAACACAAGAAGCGCAGCGAACAGCUCGAGUCCUUCCUGCUGGCCGCCGAAACGGGUUCCGGCAAGACUCUGGCCUACCUCCUGCCUGCCGUCGACGCUCUCAAGAUUGCCGAGGCUGAGGACCCGGACGUCAAGGCGUACAGAGAACGGCAAGAGGUCGAAAAGAAGCGACAGGAAGACCAAAACUUUAAGGGAAAGCCUUUCGAGGAGCCUCAUCCCACCAUGGCCCGGCCAAAGGUGGUUGUCCUCGUGCCGACUGCUGAGCUGGCUCAGCAAGUCAUGCGCGUGUCCAAAUCGCUGUCGCACGUGGCCAAGUUCAAGACGGAGAUGCUCUCGUCCGACCUCAAGGCACAGCAGAUUCAGAGGAACCUGUACGGUCCCAAGGGAGUCGAUGUUGUCGUCGCCACGCCGCAUCUUCUCGCCUCCAUCGCCGACUCGGAUCCCAACAUCCUCUCCCGAGUGCACAGCCUCAUUGUCGACGAAGCCGACUCCUUGCUUGACCGGAGCUUCGCGCCCGUCACGACAAGCAUCAUCGAGCGGGCCAUGCCGUCGCUCAAGAAGCUCGUCUGCUGCUCGGCUACCAUUCCUCGCAAACUCAACAACUACCUUGCCACCAACUACCCCAACAUGGUAAGAAUCACGACGCCCAACCUUCACGCCAUUCCGCGUCGCGUACAGCUCGGUGUCAUCGACGUAUCCCGCGACCCGUACCGUAACAACAAGGAUCUAGCCUGUGCCGAUACCAUUUACAGCAUCGGGCGAGAGGCGUCGGCACACGAGGGGCCCGUCAAAGGCGAGAUCGAUGUUCGACGGGUCAUGGUGUUUGUCAACGAGCGCGAGAAGACGGAGGAGGUGGCCGAGUACCUGCGCUCCAAGGGCAUCGACGCGCAAGCUUUGCAUAGAGACACGCCGGAGAAGCGCCACGGCGAGAUCCUCGAGACAUUUACGACAUCCGAGGCGUUGCGCAUCCCGGCGCCCGACACGACAGGUCGAAAGCGCUCGCUGGCAAACGUCAAGGCGCUGGUCGUGACAGACUUGGCGUCGAGAGGCAUCGAUACCCUGGCCGUUCGGCACGUCAUUCUCUACGAUGUUCCUCACACCACCAUCGACUUCAUCCACCGCCUGGGUCGCGCGGGGCGCAUGGGCAGGCGAGGGCGGGGCAUCGUGCUGGUCGGCAACGACGACAGGAAGGACGUUGUCGCCGAGGUCAAGAGGAGUAUGUUUAUGGGCCAGGCACUCAUCUAG